Lotus japonicus is the source of this 2523-nucleotide messenger RNA. RefSeq names its product replication factor A protein 1-like. The transcript has 11 exons. Gene Ontology annotation, molecular function: DNA binding. The record is from RefSeq and is a predicted model, not a curated record. Gene Ontology annotation, biological process: DNA repair; DNA recombination; DNA replication. NCBI's taxonomy places the organism in Eukaryota, Viridiplantae, Streptophyta, Magnoliopsida, Fabales, Fabaceae. Gene Ontology annotation, cellular component: nucleus. The coding region runs from base 287 to 2314 and encodes 675 amino acids.
AUUUAUUGGCUCAACAUUCCAUUCUCCAUUCCUUGAUUUUUUGUUCACGCCCCUUUAAUGAAUAUUGGGACUUUGUGUUUUGAUUUUCUCUAUAUGUGCCCAAUAAUUGUUUGUUCAUCCCCCCUCAUUUUGUUGUUUCCAAUUCUUAUUUUGAAAUGAAAAUUCAAAGGUUUCAACCCAUGUAGAGUCUUCUAUAUAAGUAGUUGUGUUGUGAUGCCCUCAUCCACAAUCCCUUCUGAAUUAAGUGUUUUUCCUCUUCAUAAUUUGUUCUUCAUUCCCUCUUAAGAUGUCUCUCAGAGUUGAUGAUGUGUCCAAGAUUGAUGCUUCCAAAGAAACUUGGGCCAUUGUUGUGAAGGUUGUAAGGUUGUGGUUUACUCCUAGCUACUCUGGAUCUAAGCUCCCUUCAUCGUUGGAGAUGGUUUUGAUGGACUCCAAGGGCUGCAAAAUACAUGCUUCAAUCCGGCGUACUUUAGUCUACCGAUUCAAGAAUCAGUUGUUUGAGGGCUGUGUAUACCAGAUAUCAUUUUUUGGUGUUUGUGAGAACGGCGGUGAUUUCAGGACGACCUCUCAUCCAUACAAGGUUAAUUUUCAAAUGCAUACCAGUGUUAGGCUUAUGGUUAACACCCCCAUCACAGGAAAACCUUUUACCUUCAUGCCUCUAUCUGAUGUUGUCUUCAAGGAUCCUGACACAUCCUUCCUCAUAGAUGUCAUAGGUAUCUUGACUGGCUCCUCUGGUGAGCAGGAGUUUGAGAAGCAUGGUAAAGUGCAAAAGAGGAUCACACUAGAAAUUGAACAGGAAGGAGUUCGUGUCGAGGCAGCUUUUUUUGGAAAAUAUGUGGAUGAAAUUGUUGGGCAAUUGGCUUCUGGGGAUAUGACGAACGCUGUAGUUGUUGUCCAAUUUGCGAAGAUAAAACCGUUUAAAGGGAGGCCUAGCAUUCAAAACGUGUAUGGGGCAACCCAAAUUCUUUUUAAUCGUGCUAUUGAUGAAGCUGGUCCAAUUCGAGAAAGGUUUUUUGAGACUAAUGGCCCUGCUGCUAAAGUCAUUUGCCAGCUUCAGGAUUCGGCAAAACUAUCUCCAGCAGAGGAUUUUCUAAAACAAAAUGAAGGGAAAACCAUUGAGCAGAUUAAAGAUUUGGCUGAGAAAUCUGUUUGUGUUGUGUUUGCCACUAUUAAAUUCAUUCCUGAUGACAACAGUUGGUAUUACCCUGCUUGCAAGUGUAACAAAAAGGUGUACCCAGCUGAGGACAUGUACUUUUGUGAAGCCUGUGUUCGCCAUGUUGUUACUGCAAUUCCUAAAUACAAAAUUCGUUUGAGGGUUAUGGAUGCUAAAGAUUCGACAACCUUUGUUUUAUUUGAUCAAGAGGCCAACAAUCUUCUUAAUAAGCCAUGUUCUGAAUUGGUUGAAAAAUGCCAUAAGGACCCUAGCGAUUCUCAGGUUCCGUCGGAGAUUAUGAGUUUGAUUGAUAAGUCAUUUUUAUUCAAGAUUGAAGUUGACAAUAGUUCCAACACAUGGUUUGAGCCAUCUUAUAAGGUGAAGAGAAUUUGUUCUGAUCCUGAAGUCAUUUCCCAAUUUAAGAACGCAAAUCCCCACUUAGAAAGCUCUCCUCCCUAUAUGCUUUUAACAACUCCUAGCUCAGGGAGUGUUGGCCAAGGAUCUUCUUCAAGUUUUGCUAAGGAUCUUAAUGAAGAUUUUAAUGUUGCUGGUGGGCUUUCUUCAAACAAUUCUCCUGUUGCUGAUAAAAGUAGAGGUUGUCGAGAAGGUUCUAUAGUGUUGGCUCCUGUUUCUGAACUGAAAAUGCAGUUCGAAACCCAAAAGAAAUCCAACAAGGGAAAGGCAGAAAUUCUACCUAAAAAAGAUUGUCUUGAUGUUUGUAAGGCUUCGAAUGGUGCUCCCGGUGGUUCUUCUACAGCCUGCUAUCCAUAUAACUUGAUCAAUGAACCUGCUGCUAUUGAAGCCUCUUCUAAAUUAGUUAGUGGUGUUAAUGGAUCAUCCCCCCUAGAAAAUCCCGAGCUUUCAGCAACUAAGCACGAUGAUCUGGCUCAUGAUAAGGAGGUCAAAGUCCCACAAAAAAUGAAAUCAGUGGCUUCUAAAAAGAACGUUUCUGCUUCUUCUAAAAAGAAUGUUCAGGACAAAGCUCUUAAUGUUGAAACGGAGGGUAUCAUCAAAGCUUCCCUACCAUACAAUGUGAAUUCUGAGAAACCUCUUCAUGUGGAAAGCAAUGAUUCUCCUCCUGCUAAACGUCCUAGCCCUGAAGCAAAUCCUAUUUCUGACAACAAGAAGCCUCUGAAGAUGGUCAAGAAAGAGAAAAUUUGAGAGAGUUUAUGUCUAUUCAAAAGUGUUUUGUUUUUUGAUGUUUUUUGUUGGCUCUAUGAGCCAUUGAUGGUGUUAUGCGAAUUUUCAUUAUGAUUUUGUAGUUUGUCAUUUUGAAGAUCCUUUCAAUUUUGCCCUCUAAGGGAUGUACUUGACUUUUUCAUCCGAUGAUCGGAUACACCGUUUAUCUUAUGCAAUGUUCCCUUUUUCCA